AUGCAGCGGAGCCUUAUCUUGUCUAUUUUUUUCGUUCUAGGACAGGAACAUUCUGCCACUGCAGGCGGUGCAUCGCAGCCAUCCUAUUGCACUUUGGCUAUGUUCCAUCCACCAGCGGAUCCAAAUACCACACCCGCUGGUUUGGGGUAUGUGUCCAGUGAUGGCCACCUCUUUUCAUGCAGGAAUCCUGUUGUUAUGCAACAAGCAUUCCAUGUAAUAUUUGUAAUUGACAGAUCGGGUUCCAUGGGCGCUACUGAUCGACGGCCACUAGCAAAUGCUCCGGCCUCCAACAGAAUUACGCAACGGGCGAAUAAUAGGUUAGGUGCAGUAUAUUCCUCCUUGCAUAGCUUCUGGUCUGCACGCGAAGCAGCUGUCACCCGAGGUCAACAAAUAGCAGCUCGCCGAGAUUCGUACAGCGUCAUCUUGUUUGAUCAUACAAUGACGGUCGGCGUCGUCAAUGACUUCACUAGUUCCCCAGACCAACUUCUCGAUACCGUAUUGCAGUACAGAGCGAAUGGUGGUACAAACUACACUGCAGCUAUCCAACAGGCACAGGCGGUCAUUGAGCAAAACUGGAGCACAGAACGGUAUGUUACGGCGCAUAAACUAGAGGUCGCGUACUCAUCGACAAUAGGACUCCUGUUGUGA
This is a messenger RNA of Serpula lacrymans var. lacrymans S7.9, 648 nucleotides long. RefSeq lists its product as uncharacterized. Lineage: Eukaryota; Fungi; Basidiomycota; Agaricomycetes; Boletales; Serpulaceae. The transcript is spliced from 3 exons. The record is from RefSeq and is a predicted model, not a curated record. Bases 1 to 648 code for a protein of 215 amino acids.